This is a messenger RNA of Lepisosteus oculatus (spotted gar), 4510 nucleotides long. RefSeq names its product galactose-3-O-sulfotransferase 4 (gene gal3st4). The record is from RefSeq and is a predicted model, not a curated record. Gene Ontology annotation, biological process: glycolipid biosynthetic process. NCBI's taxonomy places the organism in Eukaryota, Metazoa, Chordata, Actinopteri, Semionotiformes, Lepisosteidae. Gene Ontology annotation, molecular function: galactosylceramide sulfotransferase activity. Gene Ontology annotation, cellular component: membrane.
GGCUGUGGAGCCCUCUUCAGGUGUACAGUCUUGUGACUGUCAUUUUUGUAAAGUGCUUCACAAUCGAUGCAGAUAACCUGUGUUUUUUCCUUCUGUUGCGCUGACAAGCUCGCCAAACUUCUCCCACCUGGCUCUUUUGUCGCUCUCUCGUCUUUAUUUGUAUCUCACUGUUCUGGAGUUGUGUCCUGAUCUGCUCUAACGAGGUUGCCAUUAUGUUUUUUUUCUUUGUAAUACACUGUUGUCUGUUUUCUCCCGCUUUGCCUUGUGAUACAACCAAUUGGAGCUUAAAUAUGGAAAAAAAACGUCAGUUUUAAACCUUAAAAUUACUAAACGUAAAUCACUAAAAUCACUUAAAUUCAUUUGUUAAGAUACAAAUGAUCGGUUUUCUGCAAUAUUUUGCAUUUGGUCAUGCAGUAUAUCAACCCGCUCCCGCCCAACCCGAGUCAACCGGUGCAUCACUAGUUGUCAUGAUUGCGUGGUUACGCUGUUUACUUCUUCAUAUGUGCGUGUGCCUCGCCCGUUGCCAUUAUUGUUCGUAUCGUUUCGCUCUUACUUUUGAAUAUCUUACUUUGAGUUUGAAAGUUCAAGGUGUAAUUUAAAGAAGCCGUCGAAGUAGAUGGGUCAUUAUGGAUCACUUGCUCAGAUCUGGGAGUCUGAAAAGCAAAUAUAGUCACGACAGUGACAGCGCAGGUGCGAGUAAGAGACAGGACAGAAGUGAAAAUGCGAGUGAGGUCAUUUGUGUACCAUACCAAGUGCUGUAACUCCAAUUCCAACAGCUUGACAAAUGUGAUGUGCAAGGAAGCAGAAGGUGUGCUUGAUGUGAAGUCUCCGUCUGCCUCCGGGCAUGAGACUUGUCCAGCUUGGAUCCAGAUAUCACUUCUCUGAUUGCUCAACAAAAGCAGCUCCAUUCUUCACAUUAACUUUUAAUGUAAUAAAAACAUUUGCAAAAUAUGCAGCUUUGUUUGUAAAAAUAUUAGUACUUUUCAUCAAAUUUGAAUAUUGGUUAUUUUUAGUACAUUGAUAGGUGAUUUGUACAGGGUAAGAAUUGGAUGUAGGCAUAGGUGGUCCACCGCAUCUGUGACUUGGUGUAAGUGGUCCGCGGACCAUACACCUUUGAGAACGGUUCUGAAAAGGAGCGCUAUUUUGAGUGCUUCUUCAUUAUCCUAAUUUUACAGAUAUUCAUGUCUGGAACAACGUCCAGAAGCCACCCACUCUCGACUGCGGACAAUGUUGAAUUUGCGAAAACAGUUUUUGUUGUUGUUGUCAUGCUGUUUACGACAUCUUCCAAAUAUAACGUGAUUUUUUUCGUUCAAUAAUCCAAAGGAGUCGUUUCUAGAAUUAACCUUAUUAUUAUAGCGUUGCUGUUCUACAGAUCUGACAACGAAGUGUUAAUCUGACACUGACUUGGACACGGUCGACUGAGUCUGCGGUCUUCGGUGGUUUAUUUUCGCAGCUUUGUCAACUGCGAAACGAGGCUGAACUAGCGGAUGCGAUAGGUUCACUUGCCUUCCGAUGUUCCGGUGCUCUGCAGCGCCGAUGAAAGCGCUGUGUUGGGUAGGAGGAAGUGGGUAUGGCUGCUCAAUGUGACUAUUGAUGUCUCGGCUAGACUGAAAUACUUUAUGUUUCCCUGGCGCACACGGUGGUUGAAGCGACUCCACUUUGAACGCGACCAGCUUCUUCAUUUUAUUUCAGUCCCACGGGGCUGGUCGCGGAGCUCCACAGACUGUGGCUCUCGUUGACGUCAGUGCGCUACCCAAGCCUUCGAGAGCCACUGUGGAAAACGCCUCCGCUUGUCAGCGCAGGGAAAUAGGAGAGGGAUACCGAAGGAGCUGACAGCGGAACAGUAAACAAAGACUGAAGUCGGACUCUGCGGCGAAUGCAGCCGGCUUGCUGUAGCCUUCCCAGAUCCUAAUGUGCGCUCCCCUCCCACUGUCUGCCACUUGUCCGAGAUGCGCCCCGCGUCCAGCGGUGCACUGGCCCGCUCGCAGGACAGCAUCCCCCGACUGCCAUGGCGUUCAGACGGACAGCGAGGAGGAUGCGCUGGCUGGGGUGCUGUCGCCUGGGUCUGCUGUGGAAAGCGCUGGUCCUCUUCGUGGCCAUCGGUUUUGCCGGACAGCUGCUGGGAGUCAAUAAGAGUCUGCAGCUAGAGCGCCCGGCUCCGUUUUCAGCUGGCGACCCCAGGCACCCCCUUAGGCUUCUAGCAGACGCCAGCGCCCCCUGCAGGCCGCACACCCACGUCAUGUUCCUGAAGACCCACAAGACGGCCAGCAGCACGGUGCUCAACAUGCUGUACCGCUUCGGCGAGGAGAGGGGGCUGCGCUUCGCCCUGCCCCUGGGGUACCAGUUCGGCUACCCGUUGCGCUUCAGUGCCCACAGGGUGAAGGGCUACAGGGGGCCUGGGGCAGUGGAGUUCAGCAUCAUGGGAAACCACAUGCGCUUCAACAAGAAGGAGGUCGAGAAGGUGAUGCCCCCCGACACCUUCUACUUCUCCAUCCUGCGGGACCCUGCCCUCCUGGCCGAGUCCUCCUACACCUACUACAAGGCAGUAGCUCCAGCCUUCCGGCGGGCAAAAGGGCUGGCGGACUUUAUCGACGACCCCUGGCGCCACUAUGACCCGCGGCUGCGGAACAACCACUACGCCCGAAACCUGCUGUGGUUCGACUUCGGCCUGCCGCAUGACGCCAACUUCACCGCUGAGCUGGCGCGGGCCGGGGAGGCGGAGGUGCGCCGCAGCUUCCAGCUGGUGCUGCUGGCCGAGCACUUCGACCAGUCCAUGGUGCUGCUGCGGCACGCCCUCUGCUGGCCGCUGGACGCCGUCGUCUCCUUCAGCCUGAACGCCCGGCAGCAGAGGGCGGGCUCGAGUGUCCGGCCGGCGCUGUCUGAAAAGCAGAGGCAGAAGCUCCGCGAGUGGAACGCCCUGGACUGGCACCUCUACCGCGCCUUCAACCAGACCUUCUGGGCCCAGGUGGAGCGUUUCGGCAGGGAGCGCAUGGACCGCGAAGUGGGGGCGCUGAGGUCCCGGCGGGAGGAGCUGGCCCAGCUCUGCCUGCGGGACGGGGGGCAGCCCGUAGAAGCCAGCCGCAUCCAGGACAAGGCCAUCCGGCCCUUCCAAAGCGGACUGGUCAAGAUCCUGGGCUAUGAGCUGCAACCGGGCCUGGUCAACCUCACGCGCGACUUCUGCCUCCGGUUGGUGCGCCCCGAAAUCCAGUACAAGGACGUGCUGGAUUCCAAACAGUUCCCAAGGCCUCCGGGUCCAGCGGCAACCCCGAAGAAACAAUCCCCCAAAUUUGAGAAAGGGGGAGAUCGACAGGAUCUCCAGAUCAGGGAGCAGAAGAUCAACCAGACAGCAGAGACAGGGAAAGGAGGGAACCUUCUAAGAUAGCUAAAGCCUGCCCACUGCCCCAGCAGGUGACCUGGUUACUACAUGACUGAGGAAUUCACAGACACAUGCGGGAGGCCGAGUAUCCCUGCGUUCUCUCUUCAUGGAUCAGAGUCUGGAGAUACAAGACUGGGGGACCAGGGAUGGGCACACUUAAGAAAUCCCAGGGGCCACCUGUAACUCUUCUGCCCCCAGCAGACGGUCCAUUGACUCACCUUUGGCCUAUCCCCAGCUCUUGAAGGAAAGGGGAGUGGGGUGCCCAUCAGAACCUGUUCUCCCCUGUCCCUGCUGACCUUGGUACGCGGGUACAGAAGGCAAGGAUGUUCACAGCUCAGGCUGGCAUGAUGAUGCCUCGAUGCCCAGCUGAACUCUCAUCAGGAUAAUUUCUGAUGUGCUGUGCUGUGCCGUUGUUGGCUUAGCUUCCUGUAGCUUGAGAUUGUCCCGUAUUAUGUUUGCAGUCAGGCGAUCUGCACGUUUGCCUGUACUUUAGGAACCAGCGGCCGCCAGCAUCGUCAGUAGGCGUGCUGUGUUUAGAACCUGCCCCUUGUGUGAUGUAAGCACUCAAUGAGUAUGCUCAGAAGAAACCCUUGUGCCCUCACCCCUGAUAUCUCCUCCCUGCUCAGGCUACUGAGGAUCACACCUUGACCACAGUGGCUUAAAUUAUCUAUUUAUUUUUUUAUUGCAGCUAUUUAUCUCCUUUUAUAGACAAGAGCGUCUUUUUUUUAAGGAACCUCCAAAACGGUCUCUGUGACAAAGGGAAAAUCCCACUAUGGGGGAACUCUGAGGCAAUUGUGCUGCACAGCUGUCAUAUAUGCAGAGGCGCACAAAAGCACAAUGUCACAGAACCAUUUGAACAGCAAGCUCUCGCACACAGUGAUGUGAUCAGAGUGUCACUUGACACAACAGAAACAGGAGAAGUACACACACACAGAAUAACGUGAUCAUGCACACACACAAAGUGACUGGUCUGUCACACCGCAAAAUGAACAGGAAACACCCAACAUUACAGCAAGCCCAUGGGAUUGGGACAGACAGCACCACCUGCUGGUGGAAUAACUCCAUCUUCAACACUCCUGUCCCAGCUCUGGCUGUGUGCACUCAGACCUGCUCGGUCUUAAAGAUUUGACCACU